This is a messenger RNA of Didymella exigua CBS 183.55, 1116 nucleotides long. RefSeq lists its product as uncharacterized. The coding region runs from base 1 to 1116 and encodes 371 amino acids. Gene Ontology annotation, biological process: 3'-UTR-mediated mRNA stabilization. The transcript is spliced from 2 exons. Gene Ontology annotation, cellular component: nucleus; cytoplasm. Lineage: Eukaryota; Fungi; Ascomycota; Dothideomycetes; Pleosporales; Didymellaceae. Gene Ontology annotation, molecular function: mRNA 3'-UTR AU-rich region binding. The record is from RefSeq and is a predicted model, not a curated record.
AUGUCCGCCGAAGACUCCCAAAACUCUACUGGCAACGCCAAUGCCAUCGCUGAUCAGCUCGAGCGCCUGAACGUUGACGGCGAAGCCACUGACGCCACUCCUCGCACUGAGCAAGAGUACGCUGAGUCGCAGCUCACACUUCGCGCCAUCGUUUCCUCCAAGGAAGCUGGUGUCAUUAUUGGCAAGGCAGGCAAGAACGUCGCCGACCUGCGCGAUGAGACUGGCGUGCGCGCUGGUGUCAGCAAGGUGGUUCAGGGUGUUCACGACCGCGUGCUCUCCGUCACUGGCAGCUUGUCUGGCAUUUCCAAGGCCUACGGUCUUGUCGCCAAGGGCCUCCUUGACGGCGCACCUGCAAUGGGCAUGGGCGGUGUCAUUCGCAGCGAUGGUACCCACCGUACGUAUACAUGCUAUGCUCCCAUCCGUCUCCUCAUCUCACACAACCAGAUGGGCACCAUCAUUGGCCGCCAGGGCCUGAAGAUUAAGCAGAUUCAGGAUGCUUCUGGAGUCCGCAUGGUCGCACAGAAGGAGAUGCUCCCUCAGUCCACCGAGCGUAUUGUCGAAGUCCAGGGCUCUCCAUCUGGUAUCGAGAAAGCGAUUUGGGAGAUUGGCAAGUGCCUGAUCGACGACCAUGAGCGCGGCUACGGAACCGUUCUCUACAACCCCGCUGUGCGCGUUCAGCCUGGUGCUGGACCCCUCACGACCAGCAACGGUGGUGCCACAGCAGGUCUUAGCUCUGGACGCUCGUACAACCGCACUGGUCACGGCGCCGACUUCAGCGACUCGCCUCCUUCGUCGUUCCAGCGUCGCUCUGGUUCUGACGCCGCAAACCGACCUCCACCGCCGACUCACACCGAAGAUGGCGAGGAAAUGCAGACCCAGAAUAUCAGUAUUCCCUCUGACAUGGUCGGCUGCAUCAUCGGUCGUGGCGGUAGCAAGAUCAGUGAGAUUCGCAAGACCUCUGGCGCCCGUAUCUCCAUCGCCAAGGCACCUCACGACGACACUGGCGAGCGCAUGUUCACGAUCACUGGUAGUGCCAGUGCCAACGAGAAGGCGCUCUACCUUCUUUACGAGAACCUCGAGGCCGAGAAGAUGCGCCGCAGCCAGGCUCAGGAUUAG